GCUGCUUCUUCGAUACGCGUCAUCAUUUUUUCCAACCUGUAUACACGUGCACGGACUGGAGCGCAGUGUGCGUCCCUGCCUGUCUACGGAGAAAACAGCUAAACUAGUUUUCUAUCACCUUCAAAAUGGCAAAAAGUCUCCGGAGUAAAUGGAAGCGGAAGAUGCGUGCAGAGAAGAGAAAGAAAAAUGCUCCCAAGGAGCUGGCCCGUCUGAAACAAGCCCUGAGUCUGGAUAAAAAAGGAGAAGCUGUCAUGGCUGAUGUGCAGGAGAUUGCCACUGUGGUGACAGCUGACAAGAUCAAGAAGCAGACAGAUGUGGAAAUGGUGGAGGGAGACGGUGACGAUGGGAAGAUGGACAUGGACAGCAAGCGCAGCAAGAAAACUCAGUUGGAUGAGAAUGGUCAGUACCCUGCAUGGAUGAAUCAGCGGCAGGCCAAGAAACUGAAAGGCAAACGGAUGGCAAAGAAAAGUGGCCAGGGAAAGAAGAAGAAGGGUAUCUCCUGGUGAACCAGAGGAAACACUUUUGCUUUGCCUUGAAGACUUUUGACUGCUUUUUCAGAAACACAGGAUCAUUUCAUGUAUUCCUGUUUAUACAUGAUGCCAUGAUGGAAUAUCUGCUAUUGAAUGUCAUUCUGUUCAGUGGAUUACAAGAUUCAUGGUUGUGGCCCCUGGAGCUUGUUGAUGUAAAGUAAUUCACUGGAAGAAAAUGUUGUUCAGCAGCUUCAUUUUCAUGUGGGGACAAAGUUUAGAGAUGUUUUAAGAAAGUAAGACUGUAUUUCCAUACACAGGAAAAAUAAUAAUUUACAGAUAUGGCUUGUUUUUUCCUAUAUUUUUUUGUCUUAUGCCACUUAAGACUGGGUCAAAAUCAAUAUUAUUGGGGCAUCCUUGUGGCUUAGGGGUUGAAAUUCUGACCAUGGCCUGCAAUGUCUCAAGUUUGAUACAGACUUGGGACAUUUGUUGCAUGUCAUUCCCCAUUUUUCUCCCCUCGUGUCGUGUUCUCUCUCUACGAUAUCGCUGCAUAUACCAUGAUAUAGAAGAUGCAUGCAAAAUCAAAAAUGAAUCAACUGUAAAUAAAACUCUUCACUAAAACAAUAACUUUAACCAC
Messenger RNA from Micropterus salmoides (largemouth bass), 1104 nucleotides. It is a transcript of the gene llph, whose product is annotated as LLP homolog, long-term synaptic facilitation factor. The coding region runs from base 126 to 506 and encodes 126 amino acids. Gene Ontology annotation, biological process: dendrite extension. The transcript is spliced from 3 exons. The record is from RefSeq and is a predicted model, not a curated record. Gene Ontology annotation, molecular function: RNA binding. Gene Ontology annotation, cellular component: nucleolus. NCBI's taxonomy places the organism in Eukaryota, Metazoa, Chordata, Actinopteri, Centrarchiformes, Centrarchidae.